AUGACCUCAACAAAUCCGGUGGUCGGUGAAGCACUACCGUCGGAAACAAUUACAGAUGCUACUGCUGAGAUGACGACCACGACGGUUUCUUCUUCUUCUUUAUCGACGGAAGCUGGGGAAGCACCGGAGAAGAAAGUGAGGAAAGCUUACACGAUCACUAAGUCCAGAGAGAGUUGGACUGAAGGAGAGCACGAUAAGUUUCUGGAAGCUCUUCAAUUGUUUGAUCGGGACUGGAAAAAAAUAGAAGACUUUGUUGGUUCAAAGACAGUUAUUCAGAUCAGGAGCCAUGCCCAAAAAUACUUUUUAAAGGUCCAGAAAAAUGGGACUUUAGCACAUGUGCCACCCCCUAGGCCUAAGCGCAAAGCUGCUCACCCAUAUCCUCAAAAGGCAUCGAAGAAUGGUCAGUUCCACUAUAAUAGAUAUUGCUUUGGGUGGACAGAUUAA
Camelina sativa (false flax) is the source of this 444-nucleotide messenger RNA. The record is from RefSeq and is a predicted model, not a curated record. NCBI's taxonomy places the organism in Eukaryota, Viridiplantae, Streptophyta, Magnoliopsida, Brassicales, Brassicaceae.